Penaeus chinensis is the source of this 3463-nucleotide messenger RNA. RefSeq names its product TELO2-interacting protein 1 homolog (gene Tti1). The transcript is spliced from 11 exons. Bases 60 to 3434 code for a protein of 1124 amino acids. Gene Ontology annotation, biological process: chromatin remodeling. Lineage: Eukaryota; Metazoa; Arthropoda; Malacostraca; Decapoda; Penaeidae. Gene Ontology annotation, cellular component: cytoplasm. The record is from RefSeq and is a predicted model, not a curated record.
ACAAACCUUCCCAACAUGUGUGCGCGGAAUUUUCUCUUUCAGUUUAAGCUCCAGAAAAGAUGAAUAGGUACAAAGCUUUCGACCUCCUGAAGCCAGCUAGUGUGGCUGUGGCUCGUGAAGGAGAUGUCAGGAGUGUUAAAGGACUUCGUCAGGUGGUGCAGCAGGUGGUGGAAGGGGAGAGGAAGGAGAAAGAGGCGGAUGGCUGGACGAGCUGCAUAAAUGACCUCAAGGAAUACCUUGUGUUUCCUCUUCUGCUUCACCUUAAGAGCGGCAAGAACAUGACUUGGAGUCUGCAAGAAGAAAUAGUCGAGUGCCUAAGAGAUGUCCUGAGAUUUUCUAUCAUAGAGGAAUUCCAGUUUUUCCAAGAGAUUUUCACACAGUUAUUUCUCAUCCUCACUGACCGUGGAAAUCCACAGAAAGUUGGGAAUGUGAGUGAGGAUUGUAAGCAGGCUGCUUUAGCAACAGUAUCAAUUAUAGUAGACAACACUUCAAAUGAUGUUAAAGAUAAAAUAUAUGGAGACGUCUUUAGACCCCAGCUAGGUCAUGCUGUUUUUAUUUGCCUAAAGCUGGCACAGGAAGAAAAGAAUCGCAGUUUAAGAAUUGAAGCCAUAGAGACCUUGUCCGCACUUGGCCAGAAAAAGAACUUUGAAAUGUUUCUCAAAGACCAACAGAUGGCCAUCAGUCAGACCUUUUCGAACUUUCUUCCCGGCAUCGUAAUGGCCCUUGCCAAAAUAGCCACUGGGGAUGAAAAGCAAGGUCAUAAGCUUACUGUGGCUGCAAUUACAACUUGGAUUCACUUUGUGAUUGUGGUUAUGAGGGACUGUUUCCUUGAAGAGCAAUCUUCUUCGUUCGGAGACAACAAAACUGUGAUGGAGCUGAAAUCACGUCUUUUUGAGGAAGGAAACAAAUCAAAGAAAAGGGAGACUGAAAGAAAAAAGAAUUCAAAAUUUGAUCUUCCUGAACCAGAUGAGGAGACCAAUUCACAGAAAUUACCAAAUAUUGAGAUAAGUAACGACUGGAUUCAAGGAACAGCAGACAAAUUAAUGAUCCUGGUCCAGUCGAUGGCCAAGCUGGUGACGCACGCACACUGGAAAGUGAGAUUGAGUCUUGUAGACUGGGCUCAGCAGAUCAUAUGCAAGUGCUCAAGAUCACUUGAAGGCAGUUUAGUCAUGGCUAUAGAAGUGAUAGUGACACUGAGGAGUGAUGAUGAGGUUGAAGUUGGUUCAGCAGCUCAGGAGGCUCUGGUAACAAUCACACAGGUUCUUCAUAUUGGCAAGAACCAACUCCAAGGCAAGCAGCAAGGGUUGAUGGAGCUCCUGGAAGAAAAAGUUCAUACCCUCUCUUCGCAGUUGCCAACCAUAUUUCGACAGGAAGAUGAUGUGAAGUCGCUAACAGCUUUAAGGCAGUUACUUGGAUGCUUAGAGGUCCUCGGAGAAAGACUCAGUCACCUGGUAAUGUGGCCAAGUCACUCACAGCGUCUUUUUCGAGCUCUCACCUCCAUGCUCACUCUCGACACAAGGGAAUCAGACCUUCUGCUUGAGAAAACAAAUACUCAUGAUCCCUUCGAGGUGCUGAUUCUCAAGCCAACCCUAGGACAGUCCUUCAGGUAUUUCACCGACAGACGCAUUUUUGAGACUCUCACUUCCACCUGUCGACUGAUUGGUUGCCAUAGCGACGUGAAGGCUGUAACUGACCUGUGCCUUGACCUUCUGCAGGAAACAACACAACACCAGAAGGAAGUCCUCCUUUUGCUUACACUGAUCAUCCAAGGAAGAGAUAGAAGAAAAUGGAAAGAGAAAGACAAGCAGAUUGUCCAGCCAGAAGAGAAUGAAAAUGUUGUGCAAAAUGUGAUAGACCUCAUAGCGUGUCAAGAAAUUUUUGAUGCAGCACUGUAUGUCCACUCGCAAGGCAAAACUAGUGCUAAUGAUGGAGAUACCAUAAAGGACUUUCUUGUCCCAGUUAAUACACACAGGAAUAUAUCAGUGGAUUUGGUGAAGAACAAUGUUGUGCUUGUAGCCAAUGCCUUGAAUUUGAUCAGUGCUUGUGCCCAUAUGGUUGGUCUAGAUUUUGUAAUGUUCCUAAACAAAGUUUUAUGUCUAGUGAUGGAAAAAGCUGGAGAAUCUAAUGUACUGGUUGGGCACACAGCUAGUAAUACAUUAAAGGAGAUUGCCAAAGCUUGUGAGUUUGGUAGCAUAUCAGAGUUAAUAGAGAAGAGCGUCCCCCACUUCUGGUAUCCUCUUUCAAUGAGGCUCAAGAGAUUGCCACAGUAUCCUUCUGCACCCUUAGUUCUCCAAGUGUGUUUGGAAUAUGCCAAUGUAGACUUAAUGGCUUUCACUGAAGAGUUGGUGGAAGAUGUGUUGCUUUCCUGUGAUAUGCACCAUAGCACACAAGCUUUGCCUUUGCUUAAAGUGCUGUUGGUCUAUGUGAUGGCUGUUAAAAAGUAUGAGGCAAAACAACAUGCUGUGGAUGAAAAAGAAAAACAAGAAGAUCAUAGUGGUUGUGCUGAAAAGAUGGAUGUUCAACAAGAAUUUCCUGAAUCUGGCGAUAAGAAGGGCGAGGUAGCCAAUUUUUUGUUAAAUUAUCAUAGAACAAAAAUGAAAGUUCAGGAAGGAUUGGAAGCUGAUACUGAUGAGGUUAUGCAAGAGGAUGUUGGUGAAGCAUUCAAGAAACUAGGACAUCAAGAGGAACAGAUGGAAGACGAUCAUACUGUUAAUGAUGAAAAGAAAAAAAUUCCCAGGUACAUCGAAUUAGUAGUCCGUAUUAUGGAAACAUGUUCAUUUAUGUUGUACACAAAAGACAGACAAAUCAAACUUUUAAUAUUAGAAAUUACCAGAGUAGGAUCAGAAGCCCUGACCCAUUGGGAGGAUGAAAGAUUACCAGUGUUGCAUAAGCUCUGGAAACCAUUAGUGUUGCGGCUAAAGGACUCAGACUUUGUGGUCUUAAUGCGGGCCUUUCUGGUUCUGUCGACCAUGAUGAUAACAAGUAGUGAGUUCCUGCAAAAGCGAACUAUCAAGGAGGUUUUCCCACCUCUUUACUCCUUCUUAAAAAAUCAGAGUUAUGUCAGCCUUGGCAAGUCACGGAGGAGUGGUUAUUAUAUGACUAUGGCAUAUAAAGCCCAGUAUGCCAUUCUUGACAGACUAGGGAUGUUUGUAAAUACCUUAAAUCUCAGGGUGUUCAAUAUCUCUGAACUCUUAAAUGUCAUAGUGCUCUAUUUAGAAACAAAACAACCCCCAGAACUGUCUGGUUUAAGUCUGGAAAUAGUUAAGAAAAUUGCUUUGAAACAUCCAAAUACUGUGUGGCUGCUGCUCGCAUAUCAGCAGCCCCCUAUGAGAAUCAUUCCCCCGGUGCCAAGCUUACCAUCUGUUAAGAUUUCUGGAUCUGCAUCAAGAACAUUAAUCACUGGAGCAACAAAUUUGUACAAGCAGCUGUCAUAGAUAUGUAUAAAUAAAGAUUUUAAUUCUAG